Messenger RNA from Podarcis lilfordi (Lilford's wall lizard), 10842 nucleotides. The record is from the annotation of a GenBank genome assembly. Lineage: Eukaryota; Metazoa; Chordata; Lepidosauria; Squamata; Lacertidae.
AUGUCAGCGAAGGAGGUGGUAGGUAUGGUUUGGGGGGAAAUGGGCUCACAGGUCAAAAUGGGGUACUGUGCUGAGCCUAAUUUAGCCAAAGGAGCACAAGUUCUCUACCCCCUAGAAAAGACAAUGCAUAUAUAUCUCAGGAAAUGAGUCAGGGGAAAUGGAGGGGGCUGUUAAGGCAAGCCUGGUGUUUUGAGUGGAAUUUCAAAGUCCCUACGGACUAUUAGGGGUUCAUGAUAUUCCAAAAUUAUGCAUUAUGACUCUCUGCAUUCAAAUCAACCUAUUCCUUACAGCUGCACUCAACCAACCACAUUUGCUCCACCCUGCAGUCUUCUGACAUUCACAUUUCCAACAGCCACCUUUAGCCAGUCAGCUAAACUGGGGAAUGCUCCCCAUUUUAAUAUCCUUCCAGCACAUGAAGCAACCACUUAAUUCAACUGAUUUCAUUCCCUAGGCAGCGAUGUGGUCCAGAUGUUACUGGACCACACACUGUCCCCACCUAACCCCUGUCUACCGUGUAUUGAAACUGUGUUCAGAAGCUCCAUUACUUGCACGUUUGCCACCCUGGCCAAAUGGCAGGCCAUAAAUUUAACAUAUACACAAUAAACGCCCCUGCCAUUGGCUAUGCCAUCUGAGACUUGUAGAAGUUAGGCGUCCACAGCAUUUACCCAAUCAAAAGUGCUUCAGCUCCAGCCCUAUGAAGUAUUAAAACACAUGCACUCAGUCUACAAAAUAAUUCUCUUACAGUGAAAGCAGCAGAUGCCCUACUGGAAUUUUUUCACUCAGCUUCCUUUUCCUCCUGUUUUUAGCCUCCCAUCAGCAUGACCAAAUGGCAUCUUCGUCACAGCUGCUCCUAUUGAGAGGCAAUAAUUCUCUAACCCUAUUAAUAACUGCCUCUGCUACCCUACCUCUGCUUCAGAGUAUCAGACGAAGUGUGUAUUACACACGAAAGCUCAUACAUUGAAAGCUUAUAUUUAGUUGAUAUUUAAGGUGCCACUAGAAUUAUUUAAAAAGAUUUUUUUUCAUCUUGUUAUUUAUUAUGCUACCCUAGUGUAAGUAAGCGGAGUUCCCUAAAGCUACUGCACAGGCCUUUUCUACCAUUUUAAGCGUCGCCAUGGCAACCCCUGACAAGCACAAAAUGGUGGCGGGAGGCACGCAGCCCCGCCCACCCCCGUAUGCGCGCGCUACUACUAGCCCGCACCAGACCUAACCCUACCAUACCGAACCCGACCCGCUUUUCGGCUCCAAGGGAGGAAAAGGCUCGCCUGUCGUAAAAAGAACGCGGCGAAGCGGCAGAGUGCGGAAGUGAGCGACGAGGAGAUCGAGAUGCGCACGCGCCGGAAUCUAGGUCAACGGAGCUGUGCCCGCUCGCGCAUGCGCCAGAGGGGAAGGAAAAGAAGGCGAGGGUGGGUGCGGGUCAGACGUUGAGGCAGCUCCUCCUCCAGUCCGCCGCCGCGGAAGUGACUGGGCUUGUUGUGGGGUCGAGGUGGCGCCGCCGACUUGUUUUUCCUUGCCUCCCUCCUCCUCCGCCUGCCCGCCCGCCCGCCACUCGCGUCCUGGCACGAGCCUUCGGGAUUCUGAGGUGAGGGGAGCGCGGGGCGGCCGCCUUGGGUGGGGCGGGCGGCAUUCGCUCCUGCGCCACAGACGCAACAACAAGGCCCGUUUGGGGGGGAGGGCGGGGGGCCGCGGCGGAGAAACGGCCGCGCGCACUUUCAGGGCCUGAAAGGCGUCGGGAGCGGUGGAGGCGCGGCUGAGCCAGGAUGCAGGAGAGAAGCAGCCGCCUCCGCCGCGAGUCCCCAUUGGCCUGGAGGGCGGCAGUGGGGCGCCCACCAGAAGUGCGCGGCGGGGGGCGUCCGUUGGGCUCCCUCGAGCCUUGCUUCCCCUGGCAGACCUCACGAAGCCUGUGGGGAAGUCGGUGGCGGCACUCGAGGGAGGGAGAAAGAAGCGCCUUUUGGUGGUGGUUUGGGAGGGGGGGCACGAGGAAGAAGCAAAGCCGUAGCCUUCCUAAAUCAGAAAGCGAUGCUAGUAAUUAGCCCUUAGCCCCCUAAUGCACCCUGAGCUGAAAAUCUGCUUCUGACGUAAAAGAGUGCGCGUCCGUGUACGCCUUGAGCGACUGUUUAUAAACAGCCCUGCAGCUGCUGACAGGUAAAUAGACUUAUCUGCCUUUCGUUCGCCUGUCGGUGUGCUCGCAGCCAGUGGGACAAAAGGGUGCAGUUGAUGCGCUUUCGGUGCUGGAAGCCUUUUUUUUUUUUUUUUUUUUUGCCAGGAAGAUUUUUUCAAAGGGAGAAAAGGAAAACCAUUAACCCACACAGCUAGUAUUGGGCACCUAAUGAGUUGUUACCUGAAACUUAAUAUUUUGCUCUUGUGGCUUAGUACACGGGCUCUUUUCUUCGUAUGGGAACGUGAAGUGUUAACUUGACUCAAUUCUGAUUUUUGCCCAGCAGGUUUUUAAAAACAACGGUGUUGAAUGAAAAAUCUAGGGACCUUGAUUGCAAGUUGGAGUGCUUAACACUAGGCUGAACAAACAACAGUAGGUAUCUCUUUAUUUCACGAAUAACUGCAGGAGCUCAAAUAUGAGAUUUGUUUGCUAAAAAUGUAUUUUCUGGUAUGUAUCCAGUGCGCUUGUCAUUGAAAGACAGCUUAAGAGUGGUGAUGUUAAACCCAAUGUCAAUUUUCUUUCAGAUGGUAGAGAUUUUAAGUAUCCUGUUUGAUUCUUUGCUUAGUUCUUGAAGAUGGUCAGUUUUUCUACACCAAUUUUCUAUGCAUCAGAUAAGGAUAGUAGGACUGUUUACAUCUUCACAUGGAUUUUACUGCAGAACUAUCUAACAUAUAUCUGAAUCUAGUGUAAAAGGUACAUAGUCGCAUGGUAAACAAUUGUGUGGAAAUGUGCCAACUAUUUUUUUAUUUUCAUUGCUACCAUCUGAAGAUCACAGGGCAAUAUACAUCUAGAAAUGGCAGCUGUUUUUAAAUGACUUAUAAAGCAAUAUAACAUGAUGAUGUUUGCACAUCAUUCUUAACAGCCAUUACAUGUUGUUUCCUGUUACUUCAGUCCAGAAUACAUUAUAUUUCUAUUUCCAAAACAACCCUCAGUUUACAACCCCCAGUACGUUUCCGAGCACAAUUCAGAGUGUUGGUGCUGACCUUUAAAGCCCUAAACGGCCUCGGUCCAGUAUACCUGAAGGAGCGUCUCCACCCCCAUCGUUCUACCCGGACACUGAGGUCCAGCACCGAGGGCCUUCUGGUGGUUCCCUCAUUGCGAGAAGCAAAGCUACAGGGAACCAGGCAGAGGGCCUUCUCGGUAGUGGCGCCCUCCCUGUGGAACGCCCUCCCACCAGAUGUCAAAGAGAACAACAACUACCAGACUUUUAGAAGACAUCUGAAGGCAGCCCUGUUUAGGGAAGCUUUUAAUGUUUGAUGUAUCACAGUAUUUUAAAAUUCUUUUGGAAGCCGCCCAGAGUGGCUGGGGAAACCCAGCCAGAUGGGCGGGGUAUAAAUAAUAAAUUAUUAUUAUUAUUAUUAUUUGAGACAUUAAAACCUGUAACUUGGUUCUCAGUGUCUAAGUUAAUACGACUGGUAUGCUGUCUUCAUGUUAAAUAGUUGUUGGAAUACAAGAUGACUUUAAACCUGUAUAAUGGAAAACUAAACUAUUGACGAUACAUAAUAUAUAUGGUAAUGUGAGUUAUUAUGGGACAACUUCUUUCACCUGAACCUAUUCUCAAUUAUUUCAACUGUCUGUGUUUUGGAUUGGACAUUUUAUCUUGUCCUCUUUCAAAACUGUACUGUGUCAUGACAGAAUUGAAAAUUGGUGAAACAAGCAACCUUUAUAUGGUGUCAUUUUCCAGCAUAUCAGUUUGACUUGCAAAUGGCAAAGUUUGUGUUCAUGAAUUCUCUGAAAAUACCAUGAAUUGGGUCAAGUCGUCCACUGUGUUUACACAUGCCACACUACACUUACCAAUUUCUAUUCCAGCAUUUGUGCUUUAGCCAGUUUGAGAUCAUUGGCUGAACCUCUGAGAAAGGGCAUAUUCUCUUAAUUUCUAAAUUGUACUUAAAACUCCCUCAUCAAAAAAAGAGGUGUACUACUUUCAGAUCUAGAAUUCUUAGGUUUUUGUUAGAUAUGGCACUGUUUGGAUUUUGUCCUGAUCUGGUGUAUGGCUUUGUGCAUGAUCAUCUGAAGGCACCCUUGAUUUUUAUGAAAUUAUGCCUUAUAAAAAAGCAUAUGAAAUGUGUGCGUCCUUUUUAAAAUACAAUUUUUUUUAAAAAGAUGCUCUGCAGAGUCACCGAAACUGCUCUAUAAAUGCUCAAUAUUCAUUAAUCGGUUUUGGGGUCUCUGCAUGAUAAAUAUUUUGUUUAACAUUCUGUUUGUCUACUUUUUAUAUAAAAAGAAAACUAAAUCAAAGUAUUAUAUAAAACAGAAUAACCCGUUACAUAAAACCAUGUUACAAUUAAAGCAGAACUAAAAACGCAGUUAGGGAGUAUAUGGUGAAAAGUGUGUUUUAAUACAAAAGAAUUUAAAAAGCAGUUGAGUCUACUCUUCAGGGUUUUAUUUUUAAUAGGAAAUUUUGGGGGAAGCGGAAAGAUUGUGGCUUGGAUUUUAUGUACUGAUGGAAAGAGGUGUGCAAUGGGUGUCUUUCCUCCUUCUGAAAAGCCUCGCCACAAGGCUCAGGGGACUGAGAUUGCUGAGGGAAGUCACCAAAGGCACAUUGAAUGAGAAUGUUGUCUACUCUUGGAAGGUGCCUCCACCUUCUUGCAGUUACCUUCAGUCUCCUGUGCCAUAGCUCACCCUAUUCAGUUGAGGCAUUUCAGGGGACUGCUAGGGAGAGGAGAUGGAUAAGCCAUCUUCCGCUCUCCCCCUGCCAUCAGGAGUUGGAUUCAAACUGUUGUGUAUGCAACAGCAGCAUCAGUCCUUGGGGAAGGGGGUGGGGCAGAACUGUGGUGGCAAAACUCCAGAUUGCUUUUGUGCUCAGGAGGUAUUUGUAGUUUAAAGGGAUCAGUUUGGGGAAUCUAUAAUGGCACCUUAUGAGAAUGAAUGCUCAUAAUUUUAAAAAUAAAAAGGUACACACACUCCAGGAUCUUAUCCAUAAUUUAUCAGGUGUAGUGAUGAAGUUAUAAGGUGUUUGUUGGAUUGAGGAUUGCAGAUUGAAUGUUAAACAUUUUCCAAUCCUAAAGCUGGAACUUGGUUUCCUAGGAAGAAGAAAAUUGAUUUAUUUGGUACAGUGGUACCUCUGGUUACGAAUUUAAUUCAUUCUGGAGGUCUGUUCUUAAGUCGAAACCAUUCUUAACAUGAGGUGCGCUUUCGCUAAUGGGGUCUCCUGCUGCUGCCACGCUGGUGGCGGCACGCGACUUCCGCUUGCAUCCCGGGGCAAACUUCGCAACUAGGGGCAUCUACUUUCGGGUUAGCGGAGCUCGUUACCCGAAGCAUUUGUAAGGAGGACAGUACGUAACCCGAGGUUCCACUGUAUCUUCCUCUCUCUGUGUCAGAAUAGGUGAAAAUCUGAACUCUGUGCAGUUGUAGUUCUUAAAUUCCCACAUAUUAUAGGAAGAUUACAAACUCACUCUGAAAUUCUGUUUUGGCAAACUAAAUUAAAAUUUCUUUGAUAUUUUACCUAGCCUAGAAGUGCAAGCAGACAGAUGUGGGUGAUUGACUCAUGGCCGCAGAUAACCCAGUUCAUUCAUCCAGCGUUAACUAUAAUUUGGACACAUUCUUUAGGUAAGAGAAUGCUGGUACAAAAAUGUAUUGUAUAGUUUGCUUUGGGUUUAACAUUGCCAUAUUAGUAAUAGCUGAAUGUUAUCCAUAAAUAUUUGUUCAUUGAUGUACUUUCUAUGCUUUGUGCAGCAAUAAACAGGCUAUCUAUGCUAUGAUAUUCAUCAUGUUCUGUUGCUAAAUAAACCAGAAAUAUGUCUUCUGUAUGUUUUUGAAAUAAAAUGCAAAAGAAAUAUCAAGACAACAACUGCAUUUCAAAGAAUUAAUAGUGAAGAGUAUUUUAAUUGCUGCAAUGAGAUAUUAAUGUAACUUUUUGUCCAACUGUUACUAACUUUUAAAAUCUAGUUCCAGAUGUCUGCAUCUAAUAAUGUACCUACAACCAAAAUACUGCCUUAAUAAUUAAAAUACAGUGAUACCUCUAGUUACAAACUUAAUUUGUUCCAGAGGUCUGUUCUUAAUAUGCAACUCUUCUUAACUAGCGGCGUUCUUUCGCUAAUGGGGCCUCUUGCCGGCACACAAUUUCUGUUCUCAUAUUGGGGCAAAGUUCUCAACUCGAGGUACCACUGUAUAUUCAUUCGAAGAGUGCCUAACCAGAAUGCCUAACCUGAAUGGGAGUUUUACAACUUUUGAGAAAAAGAUGAUUUGCACUUAGCAGUCUGCCAGUGAGAGACAGUUACGAUCUCUGCCUUAUAUCUUCCACUCCUUGUACUUUAGUUAUCUUCUGGGCAGCUUUUCUGUGAGCCAAGCUGAAAGAAUCUGGCCCAUCCUUUAUUGGUCAGAGCUGAGUUCCUGACAUCCUCUUCUCUCUUUCAGGGAGGAGUCUUGGGUCUUAGAGCAGAUUCCCAUCCAUGUUACUCAGAAGCAAAACCCACUGUAUUCAUGGGAGUUUAUGUUCCAGUGGUAACUUAAGGAGAGAGCUGCUGGAUGAGACCUAAGCUCAGCAUACUGUUUCCCAGCAUGACCAGCUAGAAAGUCCACAAGCAGGGCAUGUAGAAAUAGCCCUCUCUUGUAUUUGAUCCUGAACAACUAGUGUUUUGUGUUAGGGAUAAAUAAUCAUCCUAACAAGUCAUUGACAGAUUAUCAUUCACCAUAAGCUAAUCACUUUUAAAGCCCUCUAAAGUAGUGAUCAUCACCAUAGCUCGUGGCACCCAUUUCCUUUAAUUAUGCUUUAUGUGAAGUAUUUUAUUUUUUCAGUCCUAAAUCUAAACAGCUUCCUUGGAAACCGUUAGAUCGUUCUGAGAGAGGGAGGAAAGAACCCUUUCUCUGUGCCCUUCUUCCACAACAUGCUUAAUUUUUAAAUCUUGUCAUAACCCCUUCCCUGGUCACCUGUUUUCUGAAGACCCCAAAUGUAGUUGCAUCUCUCUUUAGAGAAGAUGCUCCUUAUCAGCCUUAUUCUUGAGUUUUCGCAUUCCUGAAUAAUUUGAUCUCAUGCACUUAACUCUAGGUUAUAUACAGGUAUGAAAGAAUUAGAAAGUAUUGGCUCAAUACUACUUCUUAGGAGAUCCUACAUUUUAUUUCCUUCCCUUGUGAGAACUGCUUUCCUCCCAUAUGUAUAAGUGUCCAUAGGAUUGCAGCCUUAGUUCCCUGUUUUGCACAAUACUUUUUGGAGUAUCUUUCCCUUUUCUGAACUUUGCCAAACUGCACAGAGAUUCAUUAGAAUCUAUUAGAGCCGUUGCAGCUUUCCUACAAAUGGACAAAUUUAAGAAGCAAUCAUGGGAAGAAGUCAGCAGUACUGAAUCCCAGCUUCAAAACUAUUUUAUGAUUUGUUGCUGGGUUGGCAUUCAAUUCCAAUAGUCCAAAGCUCUUUCAGGGCUUUUAAUUUUCCUGCUUGUCGCAAGCAUGUUAAUACAAAUUGUGCUUAGCUUACAGAAUGGAAAUUGCUUGGUCGGCUUGCCAGGCAGGCUUGCCUUGCUAAUAAGUAUUGAGGGGACAUCCCUGACCUGCUGCCAUUUGCUGCCCUGUCCUCUGUAUCUGGUUUCAUUCCGAUAUAACGCUGAGCCUGGGUGAACCUUGAAUUGUUUAUCAUAUUUUUAGUACUUAAACAGUUGUAAUUUUCUUAGUUGAAGUAUAAAGGCAUAUGUUUGGAUAUAGUCAGGUUUGCAAAGCUUUUAUAAACUGCAUCGUACAUUCUUCUGUGUCAGAAGUCUCGCUCCAUUGGCGUUUUUCUUUCAUGAAAUUAAUCAGUUCCAGAUAUUUUGAAUUUCAAACCACUAGUAGGAAGUGAUUUACUUGCACAAGUCAUAGUUCCAAAACUUAACUGAGUCCCUCAUGGGUUUCCUAGACUUGGCAGGUCGUUUUUUUCUUUGGUGGAUGACUUCAUAGGUCAGCCAUUCUUCUAGGACCCCACCCUGCUCUAGAGUUAAGGAAUCUUUUCACACAGACAGGAUGACUCAUCAAUGGGAUGGCUGUUCUGACACCUUAAAGGUACUUGUGUUAGACAGGAAUUUCCACAUUCUCUAGAAGUAUGUGUGCAAGUGCACCUCUAAUUCAAGGCUAGGUGACUUGUACAACUAGCCAUUAAGCUGUAGUUGACUUAACUGGGGGGGGGGGGGCAAGCUUGAAUCUAUUUGGAAACACUUUGGUUCACAUGCAAUGUUUUUGUCUUAACUAUUAAUUUGUUCAGAGGAAAGUACCAACUACAGCUUUAUAAUUUCUAGAUGUGCAGAAUUAGUCGUUACUACAGUAUUGCUCUGCAUUCCGGUCAAACUGGCUGCAUGUAUGUAACCUGAAGCAUAUGUUAACACAAGGUACCACUGUAAACCAUUAGCUGUGAUUUAGCAUGGUAUGCUAACACUACCAUUGUCACAUGCUCUUAUUUGUUUGUGAGGUAGAUUAUAAAAUGAAUACAGUGGUACCUCGAGUUACAUAUGCUUCAGGUUACAUAUGCUUCAGGUUACAGACUCCGCUAACCCAGAAAUAGUACCUCAGGUUAAGAACUUUGCUUCAGGAUGAGGACAGAAAUCGUGCAGCGGCGGCAGCAGGAGGCCCCAUUAGCUAAAGUGGUGCUUCAGGUUAAGAACAGUUUCAGGAUAGGAACAGACCUCCAGAACGAAUUAAGUACUUAACCCGAGGUACCACUGUACAGCAGUUGCAGCUUUAUAGUUUGUGUCAUUUUAUAGCUAUAUAUUUUGCUUGCUUUGUCAACUAAUUCUCAGAAAACUAUACUAUGAUUUUCACAGCUGAUUUAGAGAUGAUACUGUAAUAGUAUCUGAAUAUUAUUACUAAGACUGUAGUCCUAACUUUGCUUACCUGUGAGUAAGGCCUAUUCAGUCAGACUUACCUCAGAGUGGAUUUGUGUGCUGUAAAUUGUCCUUGUUUGCUAGUAAUGUUUUGGUGAUUGGAGGACGCAUUUAAUUAUCCCAAUAAUUAGCAGCCAGGGACUCCAGCAACAUUCUUUGGGGAACCCCCCCACCGCUUGCCUGCUAUUCAUCUUCUCUGAAUAUAAGUGUUUUUUAGAGCAAUGUGAACCUUCAGCUUCAAUAUACUAUUUAUCUUUCCUCUGGAAAAACACUGUCUUUCAGCAUUUGUCUGCUCUUUAUUUUUUUUAAAAAUGGAUUACUUAAGUGGUCCAGGCCUUCGCCAGGAUUAGAGAACCACUUGUUCUAGAGCAGAAAGGUUGAUGAACUCCAUCUUGGCUCAUGCUUAAGACCUCUUAGCUUAAUUACCCCCCCCCCAAAAAAAACCCCAGCAACAUUGGGUUACAUAGUGAGUGCUCGUCGUACUCAGAGUAGACUCAUUUAAGUUACUAGGCCUCACUAAGAAAGAUUCAUUAAUUUUAGUGGGUCUACUCUGAGCAGAACUAGCAUUAGAUACAACCCAUUGUUCCUAUGUUAUAUAUCUGUCUUGGCUGCAAAUGUCUGUAACCUAUACGGUACAAGAUUAUCUUUCUUGUCCUCAUCUUACAUUGCUAAAAUAUUUUGGGUUGUAUCCAAUGGUGUCACUCAGCAAGGUGAAGGGGGGAAACAAUUUCUAGCAAUUCCCCAUUCCCCAAGUCCUAAAUACAGUAUUGAAUUGUAAGAUUCUCCAGAACAGAUGGGGGCAGGGAGGAAGAAGGGAGAAUUUACCAAAAUUGUUUCACUCUGCUGGUGAAACGCUCUGCUGGUAAGUGACACAGUUGGACACACCCCUCUUUGUGCAAGAUUUAACCUUUAAGAUUAAACCUCUUAAUAUUUUUAUCAUUAAUGAAAGAUUUGAACUUCUACCAAAAAAAUUAUAAUUCACAAAAUUAAAAACACCUUUUUAAUUGAUUUAAAACUUCAUUUGGUUAAUCUUAAACGGUGGGCUGGGACCUACUGAUGGGCCCUGGGCCACUUUCAGGGAGGCCACAGCAAGCCCAGUACUUGAACUACUCUCUUGGCAUACCAUAAGCUUUUGGUUGAAUCAGUGUCAGCACAGCCACCAUUUUUGCAUGCUGAGUAAAAGUUGCCAGGGAUGCAAGUUAAUAAAUAUAAUAGCAAUAAUUAACUAGGAAUAGAAAGGAAGGGAAUCGGGUAGAAGCGAAUGUAGAAACAACAGAAUGGAGGAAUGGCUGUUGGAGAUAAGAUAUGAGCUGAGUGCGAAAGGAGAAUGGGAGAAGAAAUUACAGGCGAUGAAUAAAAACACCUUUAAAAGGCAUGUAUAAAAGGGGGAAAUACCAAAGAAAACUUAUUUCCUGUUUCUGCUUAAAAUUUGGAAGUGGGUAAGUUGUGAUACUCUAGAGCAAAUGUCAGUACUUGUUUUAGGAGAGCUGAGCUAUGGAACUCCUUGCCUCAAGAAAAAUACUGUAAUCAUAUGUUUCAUAUAUCACUUAUUAGAACAUGAUUCCCAACUAAUUACGUCAAACUGUGCUUAUACCUGCCACUAUUUUUUGACUAGCUGUGCAGCUGAACAUGCUUGCAAACCUCCCUGUGAUUGGGAACACUACCUUAUCACUGUUUCUGAUAUAGAGACUAGUAAUUGCCUUCAUUCCAAAUAAGAGGAGUGAAACAUGCAUGUGCCUCACCCCCCCUUUAAGUUUAAGUCCUUAUGCAUUGUUCUGAAAACUGGGACAAAGGAUCAAACAAUAUUAUAGCUUACAGAAGCAAAGUUGCAAGAUAUACUUUGGAAUUCUAAUUAUUUUGUUUGUUACUGCCCUGUGUACUUUCAUAGAGAUCUACAGUACUUGA